Magallana angulata is the source of this 1656-nucleotide messenger RNA. RefSeq lists its product as uncharacterized. Lineage: Eukaryota; Metazoa; Mollusca; Bivalvia; Ostreida; Ostreidae. The coding region runs from base 1 to 1656 and encodes 551 amino acids. The record is from RefSeq and is a predicted model, not a curated record. Gene Ontology annotation, molecular function: zinc ion binding. The transcript has a single exon.
AUGGAUCCUCGCCACAGUGCUCAGGAUGUCGUAAGUUGUCAUCUAUGUGAGGCACAUGUUCCUCCGUAUUUCUGUGACAUUUGUCAAAUCAAUCUAUGCAAGACCUGUGCUGGGGAGCAUUUACUGGACGAGUCCCAAGUAGUACAUAGGGUGUUGCCAAUUACACAAAGAAGAUCUACUCCAAAUUAUCCUAAAUGUUCAAAGCAUGUCACAAAACAUUGUGAACUCCACUGUGAACAAUGUGACAUUCCUAUUUGUGUGCACUGUGUUUCAUCCGGUGAACACCUAGGACAUCGAGCUGUUGAUAUAUUAGAAAACUUUGAAAGGUUGAAAGAAAAGUUGAGAAAUGAUUUACAAGAAUUAGAGGAAUCGAUAUAUCCUAAAUAUCAAGAGAUUGCAUCUAAUAUUCCUGUUCAGAUAGCGGAAUUGAAUCAAAACGCAAAGAAACUGAAAUCAGAAAUCAGCAAACGGGGAGAGGACUGGCACAAGGAAAUAGACACUAUUAUUAACAAAAUGCAGUCCGAUGUUAAUGAAGUUGAAUCAAAACAAUUGACUGUUUUAAAUGAACUCAGAGAUGAAAUAAAUGAUACAAUGUCUGAUAUUACAAAGAACAUUGCUGAUCUAAAGAAGAUACUUGAUUCCAAUGACGUCUACAGGAACUCUGAGUACAAGUCCAAUAUUGCAAAAUUCAAAACACAAUCUACUACAUCUAAACGAAAUGUUUCUUUACCAAUUUUUACGUUUCAGAUGAUUAACACAGACGAACUAUUUAAAAAAUUCGGUUCUCUCUUGGCACCUUCCAAAAUGGAGUCGAUCAUUCCAGCUGAGAUUUCUGCCUUAGACCGACCCCUGUUGGAUGUACCCAAGAUCAUUACAACUAUUGACACUAGGAGUACAACUAUUCGAUUGCAAUAUGUGGCUUGCCUUAAUGACGAAGCAAUUUGGACCAAAUGGGAUUUUAACAGCAUCGAUCUCUACGAUCGCAAUGGCAAGCUCCUGAGGUCAAUCCAAACCAAAUCAGGAUACACACCAGUAGAUAUAGCAGUGACAAAGAGUGGAAGUCUUGUUUAUACUGAUGUGUUUCGCCAUACAGUAAACAUAGAAAGACGUUCACAGAUCGAGGAUUUAAUCAGAAUAAGUGGGAAACCCCUCAGUAUCUGUAGUACCUCCUCUGAAGACUUACUAGUUAUGGUGAAAGAUUGGACGAAUAAAACAAAAGUUGUGCGUUACUCAGGUUCCACAAUAAAACAAAGCAUUCAAUUUGAUAAUAAAAACCAACCUCUUUAUUCAUCUGGUGAGAUUCAAAACAUAUGCGAGAAUAAAAACCUAGACAUAUGCGUGGCUGACUGGGGAGGAUGCGCAGUAGUGGUGGUCAAUCUGGAUGGGAAUUUCAGAUUUCGAUAUAAUUGUUUCACCUCAACUACAAACAAACCAUUUAAACCUUAUGGCAUCGUCACAGACUCCCAGAGUUGCAUCCUGGUUGGAGACUCUCGUGUUAGUUUUUGUAUCCAGAUUUUAGAUAAGGACGGACAGUUUAUCCGCAAUAUUGAUUGUGGUUUACUUCAUCCAAUGGGUUUAUGUGUGGACUCGAGAGACAAUCUCUUUGUAGCUGAGGAUAGAACAGGAAAAAUAAAGAAAAUUCAAUAUUAUACGUAA